UAGAGGCGGGGUUUGACCUAGUCUGAAAACAUCACUAAUCCAGUAUUUCAGGUGCCUAGAGUUGCUCACGGCUCACUACCGCCGCUCAUCAACAAAUACUACUGAGUCACACAACCAAAAAAAGCCGGAAUACAGCGAGUGAAGGCGACAGUCACUGGCGUAAACUGGAAAUACCAAGCAAGAAAGAAGACGCUAAGAAGUGCCGUAUCAUAAUAGGACAAGAGCUUUUAACCAGCGGUUUAUUAUUUUGAGUGGAUUUCGUUUGAUACAUUUCACGCAAUAAAGCGCAGCUAAUGCUCCACUUAGGGUAAAUGUAGCUACAACACUUCCUCUAAGAAACUCAGUUUUUUCGGGACAAGAAUUUUAAAGCGAAAGCUUGUCAAUCAAGAAGUUCCAUUUCACUGCUCUGUCGCGAAGCAAGCGAAAACCCUGGACUAUCCUGCUGUUUGCACUUUGGCAUGGUUGGGCCCCUCUGAUAUCCAAUGUUGAGAUCUGCCGCUCCAGAGCUUCCCUAUGGAUGAACAGAGGAAUCACUCCCAUUGAUGCUACCAUGGACACCAGAGCAAUGCAGGGCAGCAGCAUCAGCACAGCAGUCCCGCAGCCUCUUCCCAGUGCGUGCUGAAGAGGGAGAAUGAUCAUCAAGGCAAUUGCCUCACCAGCGACACAGCCGUGCUUCAGAGCCCUUGGAUUACUACUCAGCACUCUGAGGUUUUGGUUUGGGUAUAAAAGACAUCCCUGCCAGUGAUUUUUUUUUUUUUUUUUUUAUUUGUGGCAUUUAAUUUGAGCCACUCCCUCAGACAUUUCCAAGGGGGAAUGUUGGAAUCGCUUCCCUCUUGAGUUGGCGCAAAGAGACCAGACGCUGAUGUGCAGAGAGACAGCUGCUAGUGGAAUAACGAAACCUCCACGGGCUGAGGUUCCUCAAGGCUCUGGCAUCUCCGUCCACCUGCCUCCCCGAGUGACUCUUUUUCCCCCCACAUAAGGUGAACCUUCAAUCCAAUGGCAUGGGUCAAGUUCUUCAAGAAGCCAGGGGGCAAUCUUGGGAAGUCCUACCAGCCGGGGAGCAUGCUGUCCCUGGCUCCCACCAAGGGUUUGCUGAAUGAGCCAGGCCAGAACAGCUGCUUCCUCAACAGCGCUGUGCAGGUGCUGUGGCAGCUGGAUAUCUUUAGGCGGAGUCUGAGGCAGCUUCCUGGCCACUUCUGCCUGGGGGAGGCGUGUAUCUUCUGUGCGCUGAAGAGCAUCUUCACCCAGUUCCAGCACAGCAGAGAGCGUGCCCUGCCUUCAGACAACCUGCGCCACGCCCUGGCUGAGACCUUCAAGGAUGAGCAACGGUUCCAGCUGGGCUUUAUGGACGACGCAGCCGAGUGCUUUGAGAACAUUCUGGAGAGGAUUCACCUACACACGGUACCUGACAUAGAGACGGAUGCCUGCACGUCCAAGUCCUGCAUCACCCACCAGAAGUUUGCAAUGACUCUUUAUGAGCAGUCUGUGUGCCGUAGCUGCGGGGCCUCCUCUGACCCUCUGCCUUUCACAGAGUUAGUGCAUUAUGUCUCCACCACGGCCCUCUGCCAACAGGUGGACCGCGUGUUUGAAAGGAACGAGAGACUCAGGGCUGACAUGUUUGGGGAACUGCUGCAGGCAGCGAGCACCAGUGGGGACCUCAGAAAUUGCCCGAGUAACUGCGGACAGAGGAUCAAGAUCCGGCGUGUGCUCAUGAACUCCCCGGAGAUCGUCACCAUCGGCUUUGUGUGGGACGCCGAGCAGUCCGACCUCACCGAGGAUGUCAUCCGGUGUCUGGGUCCACACCUCAAUCUCUCUGGGCUGUUCUACCGGGUCACUGACGAACAGGCCAAAAAGAGCGAGCUGCUCCUGGUGGGGAUGAUCUGCUACUCCAGCAGACACUACUGUGCCUUCGCUUACCACACCAAAUCCUCCAAAUGGGUGUUCUUUGACGACGCCACUGUGAAAGAGAUUGGAUCUAAAUGGAAAGACGUGGUCUAUAAAUGCAUCCGGGGCCAUUUCCAGCCACUCCUCCUUUUUUACUCAAACCCUGACGGAGGGGCCGUCUCCACUGAAGACGCCCCCAGACAGACUACCAUGUGCCCCCACUACAAGUCGCCAGUCAAUGGAGAGUUUGCAGUGCAUGAAGUUCCGGCUCCUGGCACCAAGAAGCUGGAGCUGACCAGGGAGAAUGUGUCUGCGCUGCUGUCCAGCCAAAGCAGCUUCAAGCAGACGCAGCAGGCGCCUUCCAGCUCGGCCUUCAGCAGGGGGAACGGGCAGACCAGCGGUGGACGGGGGCCAGUGAAAAUCAUCCCCAGCGACCCAAAGGGCAGAUUCCGGGAGAUCUCCAGGGAGUGCGCGCAGAGGGCGGGGGAGGUACGAAUGCACCUGUCCAAAAAGGAGUCGGACAGAGGGCAGCGAAAACAAGACACCUUACGGCACAGAGAUACGUUUCCAGAGAAGAUGUACUCUCGAUCAGCCUCGCCCCCAGAGAACGGCUUCAAGCAGUACACGGAGCAAAGGUUGUACAGCAGUCAAGGGAAAGGGCCGUCCCAGACUGAGAGGGUCCCCCACCAGAACAGGGUGUCCCAGGAGCAGCGACCACCCUCCAGAGUGCAGGUGCUGCCGAGCGCCCACGGUCGAAGGUUCGAGCACUCCAACGGCUACGACACAGACAGCAGCCAGGACUCGCGGGAGAGGAGCCGUGGCAGGAGCAAGCCCUGGAAGCCCAUGCGGGAGACGCUGAACGUGGACAGCGUGCUGAGCGGGCUGGAUCACCAGCCGCACAGCCCCCGCCGCAGGCCUCCCAACCAGGAGAGGGCACCCUUUGAACGCGAGCACCCCUGGGCCAGGGACGAGCGCAAGCAGAAAAGCCUGAUGACCAUCUAUGAAGACGAGCAGAAGCAGGAGACUGGGAGCCGCAGCUCGUUAGAGUCUGACGGCAGGGGUAAUGCGGACAAAGACAGGACUAAGGGCGGGGCCAGCCUCAUGGUCCACAGUGACAACUGGAAGAUCCAGCGCACAGAAUCCGGGUACGAAAGCAGCGACAGGCUCAGCAACGGCUCCACCAAUCUCGACUCUCCUGUAGUGGAGAACUUCGCUGCCAAAGAGUUGAGACCCAUACCAGAAGUACAGCCGUCAAGGCACCAGCUCCAUCACAACAGAAUCGAUGACUCGAAGACAGACCUCUCGCACUCACCAGUUUCCUAUGUCCCGCCACAAGUGAAAUCUCAAGAUGGUCACGAUGCCCACCCCCUCAAAUCUAGUCCAAGUUUACAAAGAAGAAAGGCUUUCAAAUACACCCCUGGGAGUUUAGAAGGGAUGGAUGGUGUCGAUGGGAACCCCAUGUUGCUGGAGGUGAAGCACCAGGAGGUGAAUGAGAGGGGUCACCGCAAUGGCGGCCUGGCCUUGCAGUACCUGAAUAAGACCAGCAGCUCUGAGUGGAACAGCUCUGACGAUCUGGCCAGCCCCUUCUCUGAGCUGGAGGACAGCAACAGCAGCAGUAGGACUGCCCGCGAACCGUCACAGCCUGUGUACCAGAACCUGGCACCACCACUACCUCCCAAAAGAUAUGCACAAAGACCAGCUGCGCACGCCGCCCACAACCCCCGGCCGCCACCCAAAGCUGCCACGCCCCUCCCUGGCCUCUCACCAACAGUCCUGCAAAAGAGGUCUGCGCUCUUCGGGGAGCAGAAGCCCUCCUCGGACACCAGCUCCAAAUCGGGCUCCUCCGACCAGGAGAGGAACGACCUGUCCGCCAGCGAGAGCGAGGAGAGGUUUCCUAACUCCAGAUCCAGCGUAGUGACCACAGCGGCGGGCGGCAGAGUCAUGCCAACCACCUACUUCUCUGUAGAUAACUGCAUGACAGACACCUACAGGCUCAAGUACCACCACCAGCGACCGCAUCUGUACUCCUCUGCCGAUUCCAGAGGGGGCGAGCAGACCUCCUCUGGGGAGAGCGAACUCGGGGACACCAGCCACCCGGGUUCUGGGGAGGUCCUUUCCUCAGAAAUCCCCAAAAACAGGGCUGAGACAGGUCAUUCGACCAGUAAACCUAUUGCAAAAUGGCGUCCGGUGGCUCCCAAAAUGUUGGAUGAACAUGGCUUUCUGUGAAUGGACUUCCCGUCCAUAGAAUGGGAUGGGAGAUGGAAAAUCAGACGUCAACCUGGAUGCCAAAUCGGAUCCACACUUGAAGCUGAUUGAUCCCACAAGCUAACUGAUGUCAGUGCUAAAAACCCUCAAGGCAGCAUCAUAUGCUACCUGCAUCUUUGCAUUUUUAAUAUGGACCACUAGAUGGCAGUCUAUAUCUUUGUACAUUUGCACAACGGCCAAAAAUGGGACGAUCCAUAUACAAGAUAAUUUUAACUAUUGUUGUUUGUGUCUUAUUCUGUUUUAGUAAAUUAACAAUCAUGGGCUUGGAUUACUCUAGAAUAUGUCUUUUCAUUUUAACCAUGUUGUGAUAAAGGAACGAGCUGACUUUCUGUAAAAAUACAAAUGUGAGUCCAUUAACACCAAUUUUACCUACUUAAGAACAGUUCAAGGUGUAUUUGUGUUCCUGUAUUUGGACGGUAUGCUCUUCUGCUACUUUACUCUACUAAUUCAGUACGACAAUAGUCAGGGGACACUCUGAUGUGUCUUUUUGUGUACCAAACGUGAUAUUCUUCUGCCUUUCACAAAAGAGAUGAAAGAGAUGAAAAUCACUAUUGACCCUUUUCACCAUGGUAACCUUGAUCAUCAUAUAUUGAAUUCUGGUGCAGUCAAAGCCUAGUGUUUUCUGUGAUAUUCUUUUCUCUGAAAGACAUCAAAAUGAAGUAGUGGAAGGGCUGACUGUGCCUUGGAAGGAGCUUGAUGACAAAGGCUAACUGCUGUAAGGCUGGGUGACAUGAGAGUGUUUGUGUUUAGGUUAUGAAAGUAAAGAAUCGAGAUCUUUUAAAUACGUACUAUUAAAUAAGUGUAAUGAGAUCCUACCAGCUCUCUUGAACAGCCUGAGACAGAGAGAAGAGAAUUUACGUGUUAAUUUAUGUUACCUUUCUUGUGUAUCUCCUAUUCCCAGCUGCCUUUUGAAUUCUGCAUGAAACAGCAACUCUUGUUCUUGGUCACAUUUUUUUUUGUUUUGUGUGUUUCUUUUUGUAAAAAAAAAAAAAAAAAAAAAAAAAAAAAGUUCAGGUUCCCACUCACCUGCUUACACCGUAUGCAGAUCCUUCCAAACAGGAAAUAUGUUACAUGUUGAUUCUAUCACCCACCAAGCUGGAUGCAUAGUUUACUUAUUUUGCUCACAUACUUGCACAGAUUUCCUUGACUUCUCGUAUGUUUUCUAUGUAAAAUACAAACCUUAUAUACUUUGUUUUGGUGCCAGUAUGUGUAGAGAGCCAGGGACAGCUUCAAUGUCUUAAAUCGGAGGGAAAAUGAAUUGUUUGCCUGCUUUUUCUGCAGACUAACAGCUUUUGUCACCUGAGGUUAUCAGCACAUUGCGUAAAAUUUAUCUGGAAUAUUUUUAGCAAGAUCUUGUUCUUAAUAAGAAGUUUUAUAUAUUGAUCAGCAGAUG
Megalops cyprinoides (Indo-Pacific tarpon) is the source of this 5542-nucleotide messenger RNA. RefSeq names its product inactive ubiquitin carboxyl-terminal hydrolase 53-like. Gene Ontology annotation, molecular function: cysteine-type deubiquitinase activity. Gene Ontology annotation, cellular component: cell-cell junction. Gene Ontology annotation, biological process: sensory perception of sound; response to auditory stimulus; protein deubiquitination. Lineage: Eukaryota; Metazoa; Chordata; Actinopteri; Elopiformes; Megalopidae. The coding region runs from base 997 to 4110 and encodes 1037 amino acids. The record is from RefSeq and is a predicted model, not a curated record. The transcript is spliced from 18 exons.